Messenger RNA from Argiope bruennichi, 1724 nucleotides. RefSeq names its product synaptotagmin-1-like. Gene Ontology annotation, biological process: calcium-ion regulated exocytosis; regulation of calcium ion-dependent exocytosis; regulation of dopamine secretion. Gene Ontology annotation, molecular function: clathrin binding; SNARE binding; calcium ion binding. The coding region runs from base 230 to 1549 and encodes 439 amino acids. The record is from RefSeq and is a predicted model, not a curated record. Lineage: Eukaryota; Metazoa; Arthropoda; Arachnida; Araneae; Araneidae. The transcript is spliced from 7 exons.
UUUUCAUUUAACGGAUGACGGCUAGUCUAAGUACGGAAGUGAAUGACUGUGCUAUAAUUAAUAAAUGCUAAUCCUUAUCAAUCAAAAGAAAAAUAGUUUUUGGUUUCACAUGAAUAAUUAAUAAGUAAAAUGUAAAUCAUAAAUCAUUUUACUUUUCCUCAUGUGUCUUAUGAUAACGCAUGUAUGUCUUGGUUGAAUAUUUCCAUUCCGGAGCAUUUCAACAAGAUUCAUGUUUGUUUUAACGGAUAUUGAAAGGCUAGCCCUCUUGUCCGGAUGUACAGGUUUGUUGGGAUUAGUCAUCCUUGUUACGGCAUGUUUCGUCUGCCCAGCCUGCUGGUUAAACAAGAAGAUAACUCAAAAGCAGAGGAGAGAUGUAGAAAGCAAUAAAACACAUUAUGUGAGGAACAGUUUUCAGUUAAGCUUCUUAGAAAAGGAUCCUCCUCCACCGUACGAAUCAGCAGCUAGAUCGUCCUUUGUUGAUGCAAAAUCUCCCGACUUUAAUAAGCGUUUGGUUUCAGUAAAUAGUAUUUCAAGCAACUGCUCAGACACGGACUCUGUGACUGGAAUUCCAUUACCUCUCCUCAGUGACACAGAAGUUCCUGUUAUUGAGGUCACUGAAAACCCUCCGUUCGACAGAGGAAAUGUAAGCAUUACUCUCCAAUACAAACGAAUAAUUGGAGAGGACAAGAAAGUGUUCAACCAAUUACGGGUGGACCUCAAAGAAGCUGGCGAACUUCAGACUAGAGCAUAUGGUGGAAGGUGUAAUCCAUACUGUAAAAUCGGCCUCUAUGAUGCUAAAGGUUUCAACAAGAAAAGACGUAGAAAAUCUGGACCUGUACCAUUGCACGAAUUUCACUCCACAGUAGUAAAGAAGAGUCAACAUCCAGUAUUUAAUGAGUCCUUUUUCUUCCCUUUGGAGAACAACAAUUUGAAAAAGUGCGUUUUGAAGAUUGAAGUUUGGGAUCAGGACAAAUUAGUCAAUGACACCAUCCUAGGGGAAACUAAUUUUCUCCUGAAAGAUGUUGCUUCAUUUUUGUCUCAAGAACCAUCCAAGGAACUUGAUGUCAGUUUGAAACUCGAGGACUCUAAAAUCAACAAUGGGCAACUGCUUUUGGGGCUUUGCUAUCUACCUACAGCAGAACGGAUGACUGUUGCAGUUUUGAAAGCCAAUAAUCUGAAGAAAGUCAAUGAAGUUCAUGAGGGUGCGGAUUUUUAUGUUCAAGCAAUGGCAAUUUAUGGAGGAAAAAUAUUUGAGAAAAGAAAGACCUCUCGCAGAUCUUCAUCGCAAUAUCCAGUGUUCAAUGAGAUGUUAAUGUUCGACGUUCCAUUUUCAAAGCUUGACCACGUAGUUUUGUUGCUUGCAGUAUUCAGCACAGUUCCACAAGCAUCUUCAAACAGCCAGGAAGUGCAGUUAAAAGUGCCUGGUAAGGAUACAUGCAUAGGAAAAGUAGUUAUAGGUUCUACAAGCAGGAAGCACAGUUUGAAUCACUGGACAGCAAUGCGAAAUGCUCCAAGAAGGCAAGUAAUACAAUGGCAUGAGUUGCGUUGAAAACAUUUGAAGUUUGUGCACUGCACUUUGUCCGCUGCUUUUUCAGAAUAUCAGAGACAAUUUUUUUUCUUAUAAGGUAUCUGACUCGAAAGCAAGCGGAGUAUAUUGAUUAUGAUUAAGCCCCAGGGCUAUUAUGGAUGUGAUUGCUAAUGGAGUAAUAAAAUACUAAACAAUG